GUCAGAUUCGUAACGUUCGUUAACAACGCGCAACGAUUGAUGUACCGUCCUUGGCUAGAAAACGAGCCCGAUAUCCUUUCUGCACUCUUGCAUGAGGCCUGAGCACUGAGCACUGAGCAAUGAGGGCAUCAACCUACUUGAACAUCCAUGCACUGAGCAAUCCCCACAGACAUCUCUCGCAUGACUCUCCAACGCGCCGAACGCUACGACCCUGACUCGCCACUCGAGCAGGAGGUCAAGCUUCCUUCCGCGCCGUGCGCCACGCUCGCUACAAACGCGACGCUCCAGCCACCGCUCACGCGCCGCGGUACCGGUCCCGGCCUCAUCCAGUUUCUCCCUGCGCGCGCAAAGUACGCGGGCAGCACAACCCUCGAGGGCGAGCAGGCAGUGCAGAAGUCGCUGGACCCGGAGCCCGUGCAGAAAUGGGCUGAGGAGGGAUAUGCGGUCGUCGGUGUCGAGGACGCGGGGGCAUCAGACGUGGGCUGGGGCGUCAACGCCGCGCUCGCAGAGGGCCUUAAGGCACUCAAGGCACUCCCCGAGCUUGAUACUCACGACAAGUUCGGUGUGAUCGUCUAUGACGCGGAGCUGAUUGACGCAGUGCACGACGCAGUGACUCAACACCCAGAGGUCGUCGCGGUGGUCGCAUUUUCGGAUACGGUGACGACUACGAACCCGCCAAGAUCGACGCUAUACCACCUGCCUGGAAAGAUUGAACCCGGGGGAACGGGUGCCGUGGAGGUGGUCGCACACGAACAUGCGCGGUCGCCGUACUUCGUCUUACCCCAGGGUGGCGCGUACGAGCCGAGCGCAGCGACAGCCGCGCACAGCAAGUCGCUCGUAUUUCUGCGCAGGCAUAUCGGCGGACCGCACUUCGACAUCGAGGCGAUCUGGGAGGAGCACACAUACUUCGAGUUCGAGGUCCGUUCGGUCGCGAAGACGAUGGGCACCAUGGUCCAAGAGCCGUACGUGAACCAUGUUACGACGAUGACCGGUGGCAUCGGACGCAAGAACCUCACUGCUUUCUACCGUGACCACUUCAUUUUCAGUAAUCCUCCAGAUACAGCCUUAAGAACUGUCUCCCGCACAGUGGGUGCCGACCGCAUCGUCGAAGAAUUCGUCUUCCACGUCACGCACACGACUGCGAUCGACUGGCUGCUUCCCGGUGUCCCGCCCACGGGCAAGAAGUUAGAGAUCCCCAUGCUGGGCGUUAUCAACGUUCGCGGCGACCGCCUGUAUCAUGAGCAUAUCUGGUGGGACCAGGGCACCGUGCUCAAGCAGACCGACCUUCUUCCGGAUAUUGUGACCGUGUUCACCCCGAUGGGCCCGCGCAGGCUCAGGCUGCCCGUCGCAGGUGCUGAGGCCGCACACAUGCUUGUGAACGAAUCAGAUGGCAGAUCGAACGAGAUGCUUGGCUGGGGAUACCAGGACUGAUUGUGCACAUUGGUGUGCUUGCAAUUGCGUCGGGGUUAUGUUUACGCUGCCAACAGUAAUGCGAUACGGGUAUAUCACUUCGAUGGGUGUCUGCACCUGUACAACGCUUUGCAGAUGCUUCACGCCGUAGAGGGCUAUCCUCGCAUCGCCUGCAACAGCCUGGGUCUCACGGCGUCCACCAGAAAAAAAGAACCGCUGACGACAUCGUG
Fomitopsis serialis is the source of this 1640-nucleotide messenger RNA. RefSeq lists its product as uncharacterized. The record is from RefSeq and is a predicted model, not a curated record. The coding region runs from base 181 to 1431 and encodes 416 amino acids. NCBI's taxonomy places the organism in Eukaryota, Fungi, Basidiomycota, Agaricomycetes, Polyporales, Fomitopsidaceae. The transcript is spliced from 7 exons. Gene Ontology annotation, biological process: polyketide metabolic process.